UGAGUUUAUAUAUACCUCUAAAAUCAUGCAUUUUGCAUGCUUUAACUCAAAACCUCUCUCCAAAUCGAUCAAAAUGGCGACCAACGGCAACAGCUUGCCGAAGAAGAGCGACGAGAUCUGCCACGACGACAGCGCGCCGCCGGUGAAGGCCAAUACGGUCGACGAAUUGCACUCCCUUCAAUGGAAGAAGACGUCGCUCCCCACCACCCCCAAGGCCGCCGCCUUUGCCGACGGCGACCGCCACAAACAGCAGCUGCAGUCCAUCAGCGCGUCGUUGGCGUCGCUGACGCGGGAGACGGGGCCGAAGGUGGUGAGGGGAGAUCCGAAGGCGCGGGCGGCGGUGAGCCACCACCACGUGGUCCCCACGGCCUUGAACAUUAGCGACAGUGCUCUCAAGUUCACUCACAUCCUAUAUAAUCUCUCCCCUGCUGAACUAUAUGAGCAAGCUAUCAAGUUUGAAAAGGGAUCAUUCAUCACAUCAAGUGGAGCGUUAGCGACUCUAUCGGGAGCCAAGACUGGACGUUCACCAAGGGAUAAACGUAUUGUCAAAGAUGAAACCACAAUUCAAGAUCUUUGGUGGGGAAAGGGUUCCCCCAAUAUUGAAAUGGAUGAGCACAGUUUCUUGGUUAAUAGAGAAAGAGCUGUGGAUUACUUAUGCUCUUUGGAAAAGGUAUUUGUGAACGAUCAAUUCCUCAAUUGGGAUCCAAAGAAUCGCAUCAAAGUUCGAAUCGUUUCUGCAAGGGCGUAUCACUCUCUCUUCAUGCACAACAUGUGCAUCCGGCCGAGUCCCGAAGAGUUAGACAAGUUUGGAACACCGGACUUCACCAUCUACAACGCGGGGCAGUUCCCAUGCAACCGCUACACACAUUACAUGACUUCAUCAACCAGCAUAGACAUCAAUCUUGCAAGGAAGGAGAUGGUCAUCCUCGGCACUCAGUAUGCCGGGGAGAUGAAGAAGGGCCUCUUUAGUCUCAUGCAUUAUCUAAUGCCUAAGCGCCACAUCCUCUCCCUGCAUUCAGGCUGCAAUAUAGGGAGAGAUGGAGAUGUAGCCCUCUUCUUCGGAUUAUCAGGGACUGGGAAGACAACUUUGUCUACGGAUCACAACAGGUUCUUGAUAGGAGACGACGAGCAUUGCUGGAGUGAGGAUGGUGUCUCGAACAUCGAGGGCGGUUGCUAUGCCAAGUGCAUAGACUUGUCUAGAGAGAAGGAGCCUGAUAUAUGGAAUGCUAUCAAGUUUGGCACAGUCCUAGAAAAUGUUGUGUUUGAGGAGCACACUCGAGAGGUUGACUAUUCAGACAAAUCUGUUACAGAAAACACUAGAGCAGCAUAUCCCAUAGAAUACAUACCUAAUGCUAUGAUACCGUGCGUGGGGCCUCACCCGAAAAACGUGAUACUUUUGGCAUGUGACGCGUUUGGGGUGCUCCCCCCGGUGAGCAAGCUGAGCAUGUCACAGACAAUGUAUCACUUCAUCAGCGGGUAUACAGCUCUGGUGGCUGGAACAGAGGACGGUAUAAAGGAACCUACAGCGACGUUCUCAGCAUGCUUUGGGGCAGCAUUCAUCAUGCUUCAUCCCACCAAGUAUGCAGCAAUGUUGGCCGAGAAGAUGAAGAAACACGGGGCGACUGGAUGGCUUGUCAACACCGGGUGGUCUGGAGGAAGCUAUGGGUCAGGAAGCCGGAUCAAGCUGGCUUACACGAGGAAGAUAAUUGACAGCAUACACUCUGGUGCCCUCUUGAAAGCAAACUACACCAAGACAGACGUGUUCGGGCUUGAAAUCCCAACUCGGGUUGAUGGAGUGCCUUCGGAAAUCCUGGAUCCUGUUAACACGUGGAGUGAUAAGAAGGCAUACAAGGAGACCUUGCUCAAGUUGGGAGGUCUAUUUAAGAAGAAUUUUGAAGGGUUUUUGAAUUACAAGAUUGGAGCAGACAACAAACUGACUGAAGAGAUUUUGGCAGCUGGACCUAAUUUUUAACAACAUUCUUGUGUUUACUCGCUACAAGAUUAGCACUUGCACUAUUUGGUAGUAAUAGAAUGUAGUCAUCUUGUAAUAAAAAUCCAUCCAUAUUAUGAAAGUCUUUCUUUCUCUCUCUCUAACCCAUGACUGAAAUAGCAAUUUUCCUCUUUAAAAUAGCUCCCAAAAUGAUGGAGAAAUUCGCAAAACUAGAGCACAAGAGUUGUUUAGAAUAUGUAUCUAUGUUGUGAUUUCUCUGGUCUGCUGGGUCUUGAUCUGAUUGGCUGAUUGCUGAACAUCAUUUCUCAAAAUCAAGCUCAAAAAAUAUCAACCUACAGACCUCCAAAUUACUUGAAAAGUAUAAAGUAAUUCAGCAGCAAAAGAAUGACAUUGUUUAGGAAUUCAUUUCAAGAAAUCAAGAUGGAAAACUUAGAAAUUCACAAUAAAGAAGUAGAUGGGGAAGCAGUUUUGAGUGUCAUUUCUAUGAAUACGAUCACAAAGCAAUAAAUACCAGAAAUAGUUAAUAUCACUUGUAUAGAUGCAAGAUUCAGAAACAUGUUCUGCACAUUAUUAGAUUUUGUGUACAAUUUGUUCAAGCGCGACAUACCCGAUAUGAUAUCUGGAAGUAGCUUCACCAACUAAGAAGAAAACGAACUCAGCAUGGAACAAACUAUAAGGAGACAAGUCAAAAACAUCCAUUUCAAGAGGUUUCACAUCCCGGACAAAGACCAAACUCUCGAAGAUUUGGAUAUUUUAAUUUUGAUAAAGUUUAGGCUCAAUGUCAGCGUUCCUACCACACUGUAGAAUUCGUUAAGAUUGAAGUUAGUACUCAAACAGCCUUUACAUCGGAAGAUUCACUGGAUACCGCUGUAUCGUCUUUGUGCUUGAUCAUUCCAGAAUCAACGAGAAUAGGAAUCUCAGCAGCAAGCCAUGGUGCAAGGCCCAAGCAAAGGGCAUGUGCUAUGCCAAACCUAGGAC
This is a messenger RNA of Salvia miltiorrhiza (redroot sage), 2929 nucleotides long. RefSeq names its product phosphoenolpyruvate carboxykinase (ATP) 1-like. Gene Ontology annotation, cellular component: cytosol. Bases 26 to 1972 code for a protein of 648 amino acids. Gene Ontology annotation, biological process: gluconeogenesis. The record is from RefSeq and is a predicted model, not a curated record. The transcript is spliced from 13 exons. Gene Ontology annotation, molecular function: phosphoenolpyruvate carboxykinase (ATP) activity; ATP binding. Lineage: Eukaryota; Viridiplantae; Streptophyta; Magnoliopsida; Lamiales; Lamiaceae.